AUGCUGGGCCUUCCGCGUGAUUGCAUCUCCCUUCUCCUUUCCUUGCUGGGCGUCGCCGGAGCCCCUGCUUUGGUCCUGACGGCCCCGGCUCUUAGUGUGGCCCUGCAGGACGUGGAAUGUGUGCGUGCGGCGUAUGUGGCCGCGGCACGGGCGUUUACCAUUCCUUGGCAACUCCGGGCAUUGGUGAAGGCCGCUCGCGCCACUCCGUGCCUCCCUGCUGCCUACCUGCGGCUUUGUCGCGCAGUGUUCGCAAUCGUUCGCUUGUGCUUCAGGCCUGUCUGUGCGCCCGGUGUUUCUUUAGCAUAUCCUUGCUUCGCUGAUGCAGCCCCAGCCUGCUUGCAGCUGUCGGGCCCUCGCAGCAGGCGAAGCGCUUUUGCCGCGCUCUUUGUGACUCUGGGAUUCCCGCCACCACCUCCCGAGGACAGCCACAAUCUGCACUGCGACUUGCUUCUGGCUGGCCUCCCUGCCAACCCUCACGUCGCGUGGCUGCGACUCAAUCGUGGGUCGUGGUGGUUCCCAGUGCGUCGCAUUCUCCAGCUCCUGCGUCUGGGCACCCACACCCUACACUUUUACCACCGUGCCCCGGAGGUGGAUCGGCCACCGGCAUUUGUCAUCAAGGCAGUGUCCUCGGUGUCUCCGGCUGCUUUGUGGCCCUGGAGCUGCCGUGGCCGGCUUCUUGCUGCCCUGAUUCGUGACUGCUGCGCCGCAGUGACAAGUAGCUGUGCCAAAAAGGUGGACCUCGGUUGUGUGCAUUCGAUGCUCCAAUGGCCAUUCCGUUUGCUGUUUUUGCCUUGGUCAGACACCAUGUCGACCGCACCGUCAGUGCUGAUGAUCUUGGAUAUCGCUCUGCGGGGCUCGCGCGACAUUCGCACAGCUUUGCGCUCUGCUGCCUCGACGUCUGUGAUUGAUCUCACGAAAGAGUCUGCAGCAGCAUCCGAGAAGCCAACAACGCGGACUUUGACGCCACUGCAAGAGACAACUUUGCUGCAGUGGCCUGAAGCCUCCUUGCGCGCCACCUGCAAUGCCUGGAUGUGCAUGGAUGAUGAACCGCCGCCGCUGCUCUUGCAAGCAAAUCUGCAGUUGCUUCCAACUGCGUUCGUUGAGUCGUUUGAGUUGCAGCUCCCCCCUCACCCUGAUGGUGUCCAAGAAGUGAGGCAGGCACUUGCUGUUGCAACAGCUUGGUUGGACCUUCAGCAAGCAGAGUUAACCGGCGUGGCUGCUAUUUGCUUUCCUUCGGUCAGACAAAGUCGACCUCGUGCUUGCGUGUUUGCACGCAUGCAUGUGCCCGAUCAUGUGCAGCAGCGCUGCGAUUGCACUGCACUGUAUAUGUUCAUUGAGCUCCACGGCAAGCUUCGACCACAAGACGUUGCUCCUUCUUCACGCCAUGUGUCUUUUUCUCGUUCUUUCAACUUUUGGAGCGCUUCUGUCGCUUCCAUUCGUUGUCGGCCCAGUUGUGCUGUGCCAUGGCGUCUGACGCCGAGCCUGGAUGCGCUGCUCUCGCCCCUCCGUCCGGCGCACCUCGGUCUGCUGACACGGUGCUACCUGCUGUCACCUCCGCCCGUGCGAUGCGAGGAAGCUCAAUCCUUGCUGCGGGCAUCGUUUGGGCUGGAGGUGGCCCUCAAUGACAUUGCCACGGUGUAUACCAAAUUGGAACGUGACUGCCCAGACUUUCUCGGCGGAGCCCGGCCUGCAUCGAAUACUCUUGUUGGCGAACUUCCUUUCAUUGAGGCUGCGGUGAGCAGAUGCGACAAUUGCGAGGUCGCACUGGUUCCAGGGAAGCACGGAGAAGCAAAGGCUUUCCUCCUGGAUCGGGGGUGGACCUCUGUGAAGUGGCGCCAUCACCAGUGUCCCACCUGCAACCUCAUCUUUUCCAAUGUUUGGAAAUCGCAGCCUCAUGCAAGAUCACGCUGCUGCGCUGUUGCGGCUCCAGAGGAUGCCGCUUUCUUCCAAAUCGUCGGCUGCCCCCGGAAAAACAGCAAGGCGUUCAUUGAAACGCGAGUCCUUUGGUUGCUUCGGGCGGCAGUGCUGCGCAGCAAAGCUGCCUUCAGCGGCUUCGUCCAGAUGCUCGCAGACCUGCAUGGCACUCCUGCUGAUCGAGAGAAUGAUUGCUACAGGUUUGAGCACCAUUGGCUGCUGCUGGAGGUUUUGACCGUGCUCUGGGCGCGCUCACCCAGUGUCGUGCGGACAACGGGUGGCCGCUUGAGUCUACGAGUUUCAGGCCGCCUGGUGCAAAUUCUCCCUUACCUUCGCGAAGCGGUCCAUGCACAGCACUACGUGGAGCACAAGUGUGAGCUUUGCGCGUCGGGCCUCUACUGCUGUGACCACCACCCUUCGUCCUCUUGCGCUCCGGCACCUGCUGCCGCCCGGCCCAUUCUGCGCCACCGCGAUGACAACGGGGCUCGCAGGUACAAGGUCGAUGGCUCUCCUCGCUGGUUCUCUUCUUCUGAGCUCUCUGUCCGUGCAAUUCAGGAGUAUGAGGGGCUGCUUGCUGAGAAAAGGGUUCAUCCGCUGGCCCAUGCAGAAUCGCUCACUCAAGUGUAUGGCUUGCUUUCGACGUUGCUCCAACGAGGUGAUGUUGCACUAAAGUAUGCCAUUUAUGACAACGCUUGCGCAUUGGCUCGCUAUGCUCGCCACCCGUUGCGUUGUGGCAGAACGCCGGCGGCUUCGGCAAUCGCUGCACUCACCUUCGUUAUCGACAGCUUUCACGUGGCCAACCACACAGCCUGCAUCACCGAGGGUCACGACUUCUUCUUGCCUGAAGUUCGACGUGAGAGGCAUCCCCAGCUCGCUGCAGUGAACACCCAGACCGCAGAACAAUUCUUCUCUUGGGCAGACCCCUUUGUACGAUCCACUGCUUCUAUGACACCAUCUGUCUUCCAGGCCUUUGUCCUCAUCCUCGUGCACCUCUACAAUUCCAUUGUCUGCGGUGACUCGGCAGCCCAACUCCGGCGUCGACCAAGCCGUCGUCGCAACACUCCAGCUGCUGCUGCGCCUUUGCGUCCUAGAAGUCGUGCUUCUGAGAAUGAGCCGGGGCACGGUGCUGCAGCGCCCCCAGCCCCGGUGGUCGUUUUGCAGUUUCGCCGCAAUCCACGUGGGGUCGGACUUUGGGGCGCAGGCAAGUACCACUGGAGCCCAGAUCCAGGUGCACGCCGCCCCCCAUGCAACAUUGUCGCAUUCGAAACGCUGCCCGAAACCAUACAGGUCAUUGCGCAGGAUGUUGACUUCUUACCGGACGUUGGCUUUGUCCUGCAUUUCGCCGGCGCCAGGCAUCAGGUCUGCCGCACCUGUGCUUUGGCCGCACGGCACGCCGGCCUUCUCGUUGACUGUGGCACUCGCAACCUCCAAGUGUGGGAGGGGCAAACUGCUGCAUGCAUUGCUGCGACACCACACGCAUCUCGUGUCGCUUCGAUCCCGCCCUUGCGCUGUCCGCGUCCUUUCAUCCCCAUGCCUUCUUCCGCGCGUGCUUCGUCGGGUCCACCUGCGCCGCCGUCCGGAGAGAAGGUGGACGAGUUUUUCCAGCUGCUGGAGCAACAAGUCCCUUUCCCUGCGGCUCAGUUAGAGCAGCUUGUCCCCGCAGCCCUCCUUCAACAUUGGAAAGACCUUGGCGCGACGCAAAGCGUCGCAUGGCCUUGGGUCAUGCUGUGCGAACUCUGCCUUGUCAGCUUUCUGACGCCCAACGCACGAUUCCAGCCCCUGCCGAGCUUCUCGGUGUACUCACUCACCUGGACUUUUUUCCUCCACCCAGGCUCAUGCCACACCUCAAACCUUCUUCGUUUGUACCACAAUGUGCUCCAUGGCCUUGAGGAGAAGGCCAACGAAGAUCGGAAGGCCAUUCGCUCUCGCCUGCGGCAAAAUGCCAUGCCUGGUCCCCAGGGGCAGGCCACACUGAAGGAGCGUUUGAAAAAGGUCCAGGACAUCACAUUCCGUUUGGGCACGGGCUCAUUGGAAGGCAUUGGCCUUCGCAUCGCGUCCUUCGUCGGAUGGACUGCUGCUAGCGGGUACCUGGUCGAGGGCACGCAGUUCCUGCAGUGGCUGCAAACUGAGUUCGGCGUGAACAAGGCAAUUGCGACCCAAUUGUGGGAACGCAUGUCCUGGCAGCGCGAUGUGAUCAACCUCCAGCGCUCGUUCUCCAUGCCCUACCCUUUCUUGGGUGUUUGCGGCGCACUUCACCUGGAGGAUAUUUGGCCGCUUUAUGCCCAAGCCGAUCCUCUUGGACUGCGUGGGCGUCUUUGCCUCUUUUACAGCCGCCCCGUCAUGAAACGGGCGCGGGACAUUGAGGCCGCCAAUGAAAGACUGGGAAAUACCGGCGGCACAAACCGAUUGGAAGCUUUGCUGAUCGACCGCUUCUACCGCGUCUACCAGGCUCAUGCAUUGGAACAUCGUGACGAGGCUGUCUUUGUCUAUCACCUCGGCUAUCCCUUUCUGAAUUACACCUUUGCCGCCGAGAACAACCAAGAAGCCAAGCAGCUUUUCGUCGCCCAUUUCGACCAUCACGCAACCUUGCAGGAAGAGAAUUACUUGGUCCAGCAUGAAGCAUCGAAACGCCAUGGAAAGCUUAAGGGGAAGCACCUGCGCCUUGCACUUAAUUGGGCAAAUUUGCAGAGUGCCUUUGCUCGCACAGAACCAACGGCCUGGCCGACAACCGUGUCUGCAGCUGCGAUGAAAGCAGCUGACCUGCUUGGGAAGUAUUGCGAAGGAGUGACGGAUGUCAUCAACAAAUUCGUCGCUCGCCCCGAACCUGCAGCUGCAGCCCCACAGCCAAAAGAGGAGAGAGGGUUCGUGGGCAGGAUCGCCCGGCUGCGUGCGAUGCCCUUAGCGGCUUUCUUGGAGCAACACCCCGUUGCAUCCAACCCGUACCUGAAACCCUUCAUUGCAAUGGUGCUGCGAAUGCAUUCCGUGUGGUGUGAUUCCACCUUGCUGAAAUCCCAUUGCUUUGUGCGCGACAACUUGCCCCAAUCACCCCACGAGGAGAAGAUCCUGCUCAUCCUUUUGGCCCUCGUUUGCCUUGAGAAGUUGCAACUUGCCGCCUGCGGCCUCUCUACCAACAGCAGUGGCCCCCGCAAGCUCUUUGCUUGUAAACGCCACCUGCCUCCUGACGCUCCUCACCUCGCUUCCGUGCAAGCUGUCCUUGCCAUCUUCGAGGUGCCUUUGGAGGAGUAUCGUGCCCCGCCACCUGGGGAGCUCCAGCACAACGUGCCCACUGCGGCGCCGCGGCUGGAGUUUGCUGCCUUCGAUGAGGCUCUUGCUGCGGCUGCGACGCAGCAGUUGCACCACUGGAGCGAAGCGGCUUAG
This is a messenger RNA of Cladocopium goreaui, 5292 nucleotides long. NCBI's taxonomy places the organism in Eukaryota, Dinophyceae, Suessiales, Symbiodiniaceae. The record is from the annotation of a GenBank genome assembly.